UCGCCCCGUAGCGCACCCGUUUCCUCCCUUCAUCUCGCACAUCCCGUUUGAUUUCCAUGGCUAAUUCGCUGCAGCACUGCGGCAUCCUUCCCAUCCAAAUCUCGCCCAAACCGUUCCCCAAAUUCGUCAAAUCAUCUUCCUCAAUCCGAAGUGGACCGAACCCCCAGAAGCAGAUCAAGAAGCGAUGCCUGAGAUGCGGCGAACUUUACCACGACAACAAUAACUCCCCCACCGCCUGCUCCUUCCACGGCCACACCACAGAAUGGACUACGUGGUGGGUGUGGGUGUCGGAGGAAGGGGAAAGAGGGUUGCUGUCCAUGGCGCCGCCGCACCAGGGCAUUGACGGGGAGUGGAGUGAUCGCAGCGGGGUAAUCGUGUACAGGUGGAACGACAAGGGGGAGAGGCCUAACACCGGCCGCGCCAACUGGAAGAAAAGGUGGACCUGCUGUGCCGAGUACGGGGAGGACGCGCCUCCCUGCCGCCGGGGCCGCCACGUCUCGUACGACGAUGGAUUUACGCUCUAUUGAUCCCGUUCGAGUGAGUCAACGGUUAUCCCUUCUUAAUAAAUAAUUGUGCCAGAUGCAAUGGAUUAAUUAAUAUUGAUAUUACAACAUUAUUAUGCA
This is a messenger RNA of Zingiber officinale, 623 nucleotides long. RefSeq lists its product as uncharacterized. The transcript is spliced from 2 exons. The coding region runs from base 57 to 527 and encodes 156 amino acids. NCBI's taxonomy places the organism in Eukaryota, Viridiplantae, Streptophyta, Magnoliopsida, Zingiberales, Zingiberaceae. The record is from RefSeq and is a predicted model, not a curated record.